UUCCAUCUCAAUCCUCUAACCUACAACUUUAGGCCCCUCGAACCUAAACCUCUCUACACUAAAGCCUACUAACCUUAGGCCUAUCGCCUAGCUUCCCUCUUCCUUCCCUCCCCCUUCCUAUUACUUCACAUCAUUUUCUACCCGCAUGACUUCAAUGUCAUAAAAACAAGGCGAAUUAAUUAUAAUACAAAAUGGAGACUAGAAGCACUCCUCAGGCGCUUCUCUCCUCCUACGCGCCGCGACUGCGCGUCUACAACAAUUCUCUCCUCACCCCAGUCAUCCAUCCUGCUGCACCUGCAGGCCCCAUAUCGCGAACGACAAAACGCGGCACUACUGUCAUCAAUUAUGCUGAGGAUGGCUAUGACUACGAUGAAGAAGAAGAUGACGAUUCCCGAAGACGACCUACGGGCUUGCGCAGCCUACGGCGCGAGGACAGCGCAUCUAGGAUAGAUCCCGGCGACAGAUUUGGAAAAGAGACUACUACCCCCGUACAAGUUCAGGGUAUCUGGAGAGAUUGGAUGCUGAAGACUAAGAAUCGAUCGGAUCUAAACAACCAGGCACAGGCUGCCCUGCCUAUCACCCUCAUUCCUAUACGUAUCGACGUCGACAUUCCUGGCUUUAUGCCUACAGCCUCAUUGCCCCUACCCCGGGGCCUUACUCACCCACCACCACACAUGGACCCGUCCUUGUAUAAGACUGGCGAGAUGACCGUCCCUUACAAAUUAAGAGAUAUAUUUCUGUGGAAUUUGCACGAGACCUUGAUUACUACCGAUCAAUUCGCGCUGAGCCUUGUCCAAGAUCUGGACCUUCCCAGCCCAGUCAUGAUUGCUUCUGAGAUUAGCAAGCAAAUCAGAACACAACUGGAGGAAUAUGCCGGCGUGGCCUUACAUCCGCUCUUCCACUCCGAAGACCAGGCCCCUACGAAUGGCACCGGAUUAGCUCCUCAAUCCAGCUUUCGUGAUACCCCUGCUACUCCUGCCACACCUCUCCCUGGCUUGAUGCGUGGCCCUGACACUCCGUUCCGCAACGGUCUCGACACCAGCUUUGAUACUCCUUCCAAGGUACCGCGCUCACAGGUUCCUGAGAUAACAGCUAAUGCUACGCCGAUUCCUGCCGACUCGGAAGAUUUAAAUCACGACGACACUUAUCGAUGUAUCGUUUCCCUCAACGUGAACCUCUCUUCCCAGCUAUACACAGAUAAAUUCGAAUGGUCACUUCUUCAUCCUCCAGGUACUGCCGAGGCGUUCGCCAAAAUAACGUGUGCUGAUUUGGGUCUUGCUGGUGAAUGGGUGCCUGCUCUGACGCACGCGAUCUAUGAAGCAGUAUUGCGCCUGAAAAAGGAAGCAUGCGAAGCCGGUGGCCUAGUGGCAGGCUGGGGUGGGGUGGGCACCGAAUUUCCUAACGAGGCUGCUCACGGUGCGGAUGCAGGUUGGCGAUAUGACCCCGAACACCUUGCCGAUGAGUGGGAACCAAAGGUGGAGAUUCUAUCGAAGGAGGAAAUAGAAAAGCGAGAAGUCGACCGUGAACGACAGGUCCGCCGUCUUCGCCGGGAGACAGCACGAUUCAGUAGUAAUGCCGGUAUGAUAGGAGGCAUUCCCGGCCUGGGCAUAGAAGUCGAGGAGGAACGAAUGGGACGCGGAGAAAGGUCGAAAAAGAAGCGAAGAUUCCGAAGUCUGAGCCCGCUUGGCCGCUCUGGCACACCAGGUGGUAGAAACACUCCGGAUGUAGGGUAUGGUGGAGGCGGCACACUUGCCGACCAAGAAAGGCUUAAUUGGCGAUGCCACCAUUGCUAUAUCUGGGGCACGAGUGUCUGGGCAGUUAGAGAUGGGCCACGGGGUCCUAGGACCCUUUGUGCCAAUUGUGGUCGUUUAUAUGAACAAACUAAGAAGCUGCCUCGAUGGGCCAAGAACCUGCAUAUGGCGGACGCACGUCCGUUCUAGUACAAUGCGACUCCAGCUCCAGUUGACAUGCCAGGCACGGGGAAGAGGAGGAGACGCAGGUCAACAAAGCCCGAGUAGUAGUGGCAUAUUAUCUGGAUUGUGAGUUCGACAAUGGCGUUUACGGGCGGG
Hypoxylon fragiforme is the source of this 2069-nucleotide messenger RNA. RefSeq names its product SNF5-domain-containing protein. The record is from RefSeq and is a predicted model, not a curated record. Gene Ontology annotation, molecular function: transcription coregulator activity. Gene Ontology annotation, biological process: chromatin remodeling; regulation of transcription by RNA polymerase II. The transcript has 2 exons. Lineage: Eukaryota; Fungi; Ascomycota; Sordariomycetes; Xylariales; Hypoxylaceae. The coding region runs from base 192 to 1940 and encodes 582 amino acids. Gene Ontology annotation, cellular component: nuclear chromosome; nucleus; RSC-type complex.